GCACAUUACCAUGGGCAAUUCUCCAUUGGUAUUGACAGCUGGUGCACUCAACAGCAAUGCAUAUGGAGUAGAGAACACAUUUCCCUUCCUGUCGGCCCCCUACGGCAGUGUCGUAUCGGACAUCUCUGUAAUGGAAAGAUUAAAAGUUGAAAAUAGAUGAGAAAGGAUAGACUUGAUGUUUAGACAGUGCCUAGGGCUGCAGUGGGAUGGGCUUUGGGGGAUGGAGUGCAGAAGAGUGGUUGAAACUGCAUCUCCUCUUCCCCUUGUUGACAGAACAGCGUGAGGCUAUUGGCUUAGUGGUGGCAUUUGAGAUUGCUUUUCCUUGUCUGGUUGGGAGAGAGACGCAAAUUUGGAGUGUCUGUACAUGGAAUAUGAAGAGGAUGAUGAUAUUUCCUUUGCGAAAUGGAUGAGCAGUUUCUGGGGCCACAACUUGAUUGAUGAGAAUGAGAAAGAGGGUAAAGGCCACAAGAAACGUCAAACACGACACUUUAGUGAAAGAAGAGCCUCCCUUCCGGCCAGGCUUUCCUCCCUCCAUACAACACGACUUCAUGCCUCUACCAAAGGCUCAUCUUCAGGCCAUCUCAAGGGCUCCAAAGAAUUUGAAGAAGACCAAGAUUGCAAAUGCCACUGCCACAAGAAGGCAAGCAGGACACCUUCAGCAGACAGUUCAUGCACAGAGAAAAGAUCAAACUCCAUCCAGGAAUUUGCGGAGUCCUUUGAGAAGCAAUUGCAUUUCAAAAGCAAACGUUCAGUUUCUUUGCAACCUGAAGGCAUGAAGGAGAGAAGAGAGAGAUUGCAUUUGAGAAAGAGCAAGUCUCACAAGAGAAUGGGAGAGAAAUCGCCAGGGAGGGAACAGAAAGAAGAUGAAUGUUCAGAAGAUGUACCUGCAAAGCACAACGAACAGUUUGCAUCACAAGCAAACAUUGAGAAAGGAUAUUUAUGCACAGGCAGCUAG
This is a messenger RNA of Cygnus olor (mute swan), 955 nucleotides long. It is a transcript of the gene LNP1, whose product is annotated as leukemia NUP98 fusion partner 1. The record is from RefSeq and is a predicted model, not a curated record. NCBI's taxonomy places the organism in Eukaryota, Metazoa, Chordata, Aves, Anseriformes, Anatidae.